This is a messenger RNA of Coregonus sp. 'balchen', 15579 nucleotides long. The record is from the annotation of a GenBank genome assembly. Lineage: Eukaryota; Metazoa; Chordata; Actinopteri; Salmoniformes; Salmonidae.
UUGCUCUGCACAGUUCUUCCACUAAAUUAGUUUUUGUAAAAAUGUCUGUGGAAAUUGUUGAAAGUAGUCCUUGUGCAUAGAGUUGUAUGGUUUGUUAAAAUGUGAUAUCAAUGGUUUUUGUUUGGCAUACAUUUGAAAGUAAAAAAAACGGAGACAAAGCGCACAUCCGUUACUGUGGAAUUGCCCAUAUUCUAUUUGGGCUGUGGAUUCAGAAUCCCUGUUGUCCGUCUUCCCCCUGCAGGUGAGAAUGCGGUCCAGGAGCAGCACAGCCAUGGACGGCCCAGAUGACGGACAGAUAAACCAGGUUACCCAGCCCACCAAAGCCUUCACCAAAGAGGAGGAGGAGAACACACCAGAGCUGAUGAAGAGAAAAAUGAAAAUGAAAGUCCAGCGAGCGGAGAAACAGAAAGAGGGGAAGAUCCAGACGGUGGUGCCUGGAACAGUGAAAAGGCCCCAGAGAACCCCAGAGAGCAGCAGAGGACAACAUAAUGCAGCAGGGGUGACGGAUCUCUCUGAGGAGGACUUGCUCCGUCUGCUGGGGGUCAUGGAGGGAGAGGUGCAGGUGAGAGGUUCUCCACUGACACUGUGCUGCUGUGUGCUAGCUACUGUAACUUCUAACAUUGAAUGCAUCCCAAAUGGCAGCCUACUCCCUUUAUAGUUCUCUGGUUAAAAAAAAAGUAGUGCACUAUAUAGGGAAUAGGGUGCCAUUUGGGAUGCACACAGAGAGUUUCUCCACACUGUGCUGCUGUGUGCUAACUGCUAACAUUGUGGUCAGUGGUUUGUGUUAUAUUUGGCAGGUGGUAACAUCUCAUCUUCUCAGUGUCAGGCUUGACAUGUUAGUGUAACCAGGAGUCAUCCUACUGUCUCACUGCUGGUGAGUCAACCUCAGUGUCAGCAGCCAUUAACUCUGGUCCCUUCCAACCCUGCCCCACUCUGCAGGUCCCGAUGAGCAGGAAGCAGAGACCACUAGGGGCUGUCCAGUGUUAAGCCUGCUGCUAAUUAUUUUCUUAAUUGAGUUCCAUUUCUAAACAAACCUCCAGGGAGAGCGGGCUGCUGCUGCUAUCAGGUCUAUCCUCAACCCUCUCUCCAUCCAGCUGAUUUGUUUGGCUGUAUUGAUGACUUUCCAAAGUUGCAACUUGGGGUACUAUACCGUAUGUUGAAAUCUAACCCUGAACAUGUUGAAAUGUUGAAAUCCAACAUGCUCUGAAUGUCUUAUCCACACUGAAGAAUGGUUUUGUUCAUACUAUCUAAAUGACUUGCUAAUGAUAUUCCAGUACAAUGGUAUGACGAUAAUUAAACUCUCUAUUAACAGUUUAAGGAGUGAGAUAAAGAAUGGUAUUGUUGUAUAACUCUGUUCCGACUGGGCUCUGGUCAAAAGUUGUGCACUACAUAGGGAAUAGGGUGCCAUUUGAGAAACAGCCUGGGUUAUGAACAUUUCAUUUGUAUGAAAGGAGACACUCAGGGGUCUAUCUGAUGAGAACAGCACCGCCCUGUGGGGAGAGUUGAGAUCACAGUGCGGGAAAACUCACCAUAAAUGUACUGUUUAUUUUCAAUAGCUACCCCACCAUGGGGUCAUUUCAAUAUGAUGAUCAUACUUCAAAAUUAUUGUAUAUGGUUUCCCCUGGAUAUUCUCCAACCGUUCUGACAGCUCAUAAACCAUUUUUAUUUUUUUAACUACAACCUCAAUCACUAAUCACAAUAACAAAGCCACAUAUGUCAGUUUGAAGUGGUUUAAUUGUCAUCUAGAAUAAAGAAGGUAAAAGUAAAAAGAAGGUCUUUGUCUCUCUGUGUAAAUGGUUCUUAGGAGACCUAACGUGUCCCCCUGCUCCUCGUGUGUGUAGGCCAGAGAAGAUAUCAUCCACAUGCUGAAGUCAGAGCGUACCCAACCCGAAGCCCUGGAGGCCCAUUAUGGCUCAGCUGCCCCCACCAAACCCCUCCAGGCCCUGCAGAGAGACAGCCUACUGACCAACAACACUACAACGCUAGGGGACGACGUUUACCAGAUGCCCAUGCAAGAGGUGAGGCAGUGCCACUAUAGAAAUGUAUAUCAACAUGAAUAUAGAUUAUAUAUAGCUAGCCAUUAGCUACCCUGUGUUAAUAAAGAGGUCAAUGUUUAAUGAAUAUAUUGGAUAGAUACCAGUGUAUGAAUGAGUCAGACAUUGUGUGUGCCUCAUACGGCACCCUAUUCCCUAAUUAGUGCACUACUUUUGACCAUAUGGGCCCUGGUCAAAAGUAGUGCACUAUAUCGGGAUUAGGGUGCAAUUUGGGACGAAACCAUGGUGGUUGUCAUUGAAAACCCUCUAAUAUGUUGAUCAGUUGGACCGGCUGGAAGACAAGCAUCGUGAGACGUACCGGCGUAUGCUGGAGCAGCUGCUGCUGGCUGAGAAGUGUCACCGCCGCACGGUUAACGAGCUGGACAAUGAGAAACGCAAACACACCGACUUCAUGAACAAGAGUGAUGACUUCACCAACCUACUGGAACAGGAGAGGGAGAGGUGAGGGGAGGCGUGUGCGUGUGUGAGAGUUGCCUGUUCCUAUCUCAUUCCAUGAGAGUACGUACAUCAUGUUUACUACAGAAUUGGUUGUGUGUCACAGGGACGUUGAGAAACAGGACAUGAUGAGGGAUCAAAGAGAAAUCAAUCUCAGCCAUGGUAGGAGAGGGUUGGCGUCACUAUCACACCGUCACACACCACAGCCCUCUGCUCUGAUGCCAUGCUACAGCAGCUCUCUCAGUCUCACACACACUCACAUACACACCAUUCCAAAUCCUACUUCCCUAACCCUAACCCCAACCUAGUUUUUUUCCUUGUGUGGACCGGCAAAAUGUCCCCACUUGUCAGGAUUUUCCUUGUUUUACAUUUACAUUUUACAUUUUAGUCAUUUAGCAGACGCUCUUAUCCAGAGUGCAUACAGUUUUUUAUUAAUUUUUUCAUACUGGCCCCCCGUGGGAAUCGAACCAACAACCCUGGCGUUGCAAGCGCCAUGCUCUACCAACUGAGCUACACGAGGACUUCUGUUCCCCACGUGGAUAGUAAAACCAAAAGAAACACACACACACACACACACACACACACACACACACACACACACACAGUCCCCAUCAAGCAGUUCUGCCCAAGCAAUACCGGACAAAGAGUGAGGGACAAAUCUGUACAUGAGACAGAGGCAGCUUCAAAGACACCCAAGCAAGUGAACCCCUCAAAGGGCUGGAAAGAGGCCCUAAGGGGCCCUGCAAGGCUCUGUUGAUAAGGGUGAACAGUCAACAGAGUGAUGAAUAGAAAAUGACACACCAGGAUCAGGCAGUGCCAAGCUCUCCAACCCUGUUCCUGGAGAGCUAGCCUCCUGUAGGUUCUCUCCAACCCCAGUUGUAACUAACCCGAUUCUCCAGCAACAGGGUUGGAGAGCCAUGACGAAACCAUUGUCAUUGAACACACCAUAUAGAAGAGGUACUGACAUAGUGAAGUAUAUGUUACUAUAACUAUGAUUUACAGUAUUAUGGCAAUAUUACAUAGAUUACUUUUCUAAUGGCGUUGAUGUUAUAUUAAUGACACACCCAUUUACCUUUAUAGAUAAAAAGCUGUUAUUCCCCAUCCAAUACACUUAUCCUAUUGUGAGACCAAUUGUGUUUUUGGCUAUGGAUUUAAAGUAACUGUCCAGUGAAAAUCUCACUUUUAAAAGUUAAUGUUCUGUUAACUCAUACCCAAAUAAUGUUGUUGACCCAUCCUAUACUCGUAUUUGUGGCCAAAGCACAAAUUAAAAAAAAUAUAUAAAAAAACAUAGAAAAAUUGUAUCUGAAACAAACCGGAGGAGGAUGAGCUGGCCAAUCAGCGGUCUACUCGCAUGAAUAUUUUUUAUGACCGGUAUACGCCCACACCAUUCUGUUGUUAGGGUACGCCAACACCAUUCCAACACAGAAAAGCUGCUUUUUAACAUACUUAAAUAUCAUUUUUUGGAAGGAAAACUAUUUCACCCAUAUGGUAAUUAAUUAUAGGUAAUAUUUCAUAGAAAUCUGGAAACACUGGACAGUUACUUUAAAACAAGAAGAUGUAGAAGAGAUUUUAAAAAUCCAAUACCGGCAUGAUGCUCCCAGGUGGAAUUGAUGAGGCUCAUAACAGAGGUGGAAUCCAGAUGUCAAUCUAACCUGGCCCCCAGUACAGUGCCUCAGUGGUACCCUGUUCUGAAUGUAAAUAAUAAUAAUAAUAUGCCAUUUAGCAUGUAGUGCACUACAUUUGACCAGGGCUCUGGUUAAAAGUAGUGCACUGUGUAGGGAAUAGGGUGCCAUUUGGGAUGCAGACUUAAAGACCUGCAAGUCAGGACAGAACCACUGACAUCAUCACCUAUGUACAGAAGGGAAAGGGGAAGGAGGAUACUUAGUCAGUUGCACAACUGAAUGCAUUCAACUGAAAUCAGUAAUCUGAGUAAUCUGAUAAAACCCAGAGCAGGGAUCUGUCUAUCUGAUAAUGCAUGGCGAUGAAUAGCCCCUCACCAUCAGAACACUACAGCGCUAUGCACAACUACUCCAGGUGUAAAACACUCCCCAAUGGAAAGGCCUCAUCAUGCCUCACUGAACCGUUUACUCACAACAUGAAAAUAUGGUGGUGUUUUGACAGUGGGUUGCAUGCUUAUUGACUAGCGGGUUUACGUAAGGAUCAGAUGGAUGGCCCAGUUCCUAUUUGAGGAACAAAUAGUGUUGUGUAUGUCUUCUUCCAUUAGAGAAAAGCUGCCCUGGAUUGCCAAAUUAAACGCUGUGUAUGCAAAUAAUUUCUGUCAAUUAUAAUUUUCUAAAAUGAAUGACCUUGUACUUUAUUAUUUAAUUGCCUAUUGUUCAUAUGUUUCUCACAUAUUGUUCAUGACAUUUCCGUACAUGCAAAUACAUACAUGCUCCUUCAGUGGUGCACUGGCUGACUUGCCAUUAGACAGAAUAGGCAAUUACCUCAGGCCUCACAUCAUCAAGGGGCCUCAUGUGCUGGCUCCGCUCAAGGCAUAAAAAAAAUUAAAAUUAAACAUUCACAUCAAAAUGAAUCUGUGGUGGAAGGUGGCCGAGCUACAGUGGUGUUUGUCAGACCAGGAGACAUCCUGAAAAUCGGUCUUUUCACGAAAACAUCUGUAGCGUCCGAACGGUUUGGGCUACACACAAAUAUGACCCCUCUCUGGAAAGAUGAGAAUCUUACGAACACGAUCUGCUCUACGAUCCCUAUAAGUGCCACGAGACUCGUCUGAAGGUAACCCAGUACCAGCCCGAAAAAUAUAUGGGAGUGAAUAGCGCAUUUCCACGUAAAAGGUAUACAUAUUUUUGGGGGCUUUCUUAUAUCUCUCAGAUGUAGGACAGACACUUCAAAACAUACUUCCUUUUGAUUACAUCUGUUUUUGCAUGUAUGCAUCUGUUAUUAAAUUAUUUUCUAUGGGCUAAUAGCAGUGUUUCAUCAAAUAAUAUAUAUAUGUGUGUGUGUGUGUGUUUUUAUACCUGCAGGGUUACUAAAAAAUAGAAAAUCAAAUAGCUAAAUUAUCAUUGGUAUGACCAUCUUAAAACAAUUCCAUAUGUUAGCUUAGUCGAAACCCAGCCCCGGGCCCUUAGACUCUAGGGGGACACAAUAUGCAUUUCUUUAGUAAAAAGACAGGUGCUGCUGAGAAUACUGCCAUCGUCGUCGAGGCAGAGGACAUGUAUGAAGCUGUCUGGCCAAAAAUAUUAUGGCAUGUCAUACUAUUUUUGGCCAGACAUCAUCAGAUACAUGGGCUACAUAUAGUAAGACAGAGGGGCGCUGUUUUGCUUGCUUGGAUGCUGUCUUCGGUGACAACAUGCAACAAUUGCAAAGGAGUUACAGUUCAUGUAAGGAAAUCAGUCAAUUGAAAUAAAUAAAUUAGGCCCCAAUCUAUGGAUUUCACAUGAGAAUGGGAAUACAGAUAUGCAUCUGUUGGUCCCAGAUACCUUUAAAAAAUUAGGUGAUGGCGGCGGAUGAACGGUACGACAAUGGGCCUCAGGAUCUCAUUACGGUAUCUCUGUGCAUUCAAAUUGCCAUCGAUAAAAUGCAAUUGUGUUCAUUGUCCGUACCUUAUGCCUGCCCAUACCAUAACCCCACCACCACCAUGGGGCACUCUGUUCACAACGUUGAUUCAGUGUAGUUUCAGUCACUUGCUGAUUAAAGGAAAGUUGGCAGGUGCACAAUGUACUGUUCAGAUGCUGGAAUUAUUUUGGAUGAACGUGACAAGGUAAUUUUUGAAGUGAUUUGUUUGACAAUCAGAUGAAAACAUCAUGACUGUUUGUGUUCAUGGCACAUUAAUAGGUAAUACACUUUUUACAGUUAAAUUACAUGUCUUUACUAUAAAUCCUGAGGUGGAUCCUCAGACUGGCCUCUGCCUGGGGCCUCCAAAUCACUAAGUCCACCGCUGCAGUGGUGAGACAUUUCUAUCUCUGUCUGUGAGAAAUAGAUGAGAAGACAAGAGGAUGUUACCCACACUGCCAGACAGUAAAUGCCAGGGUAAAACUCACUCAGACACAGCCGCUUCCCGGCAUACACUCUGUUUUUCAGACACACAGCCCAGUGAAGUAAUGUGUGCGUCCAGAAUGGCACCCUAUUCCCUACAUAGUGCACUACUUUUGACCAGAGCCCUAUGGGCCCUGGUCAAAAGUAGUGCAUAGGGCUCUGGUCAAAAGAAGUGCGCUAUAUAAGGAACAAGGUGCUAUUUGGGGCGCAUCCAAUGUUUCCAUGGACCCAAUUCACCUCUGCAUAGUCAGGUAGGGCUUCACAUUACUUAAUGAUUUUGAGGAAUGCCCUUGAAAUCCUAGUACCCCACCUUUGCUCAACCUGAGAACUGCCUUGUUUUUCUGCAUUGAGGACAUGUAGUGUGGCUGGUUCAGUGAACUAGUGAACAAAUUCACACAGGUUUCACAGGCUGUUGGAUGUACCGUGGAGAAGACAGCCCAUGACUAUACAGAGUCUAAUUACCCUGUUGAAACGGCCAGCAUGCUAGCAGAUACCCAUAGCUAGUUAGCAUUGGCUCGCAAAACUACCUUCCUUCAUACUGGACAUAAAAAUGGUAUCCACAAGUUCAUUUGACUCUAGAGAAGUAGUUAAAGGGCCUCAAAAUCACAAAGUAUCCCUUUCAGCAGGCUGAGAACAACAAACUGAUCGACAACCAUACAUUUAGCUAGGUUUAUGUGGAUGGAGUCUUAGAGGGAGUGUUACAAAUAUUAAAUGUUGAAAUAAUACAUUUGGGGGGGUUUAUAUUCGUAUUUGGUUUGAGUGGGUCACAUUCAGCAACAUGUGAAAUGACAGACUAGUGACCUCUGCCUCUGUACGAUUCAAAUGCAUGAAAAUGAUUAUACUCCAUCUCCAAACAUGAUGUCACCUCAAAAUCAUUACUCAUUUGGUGAGCAGAUGUCCAUCUCUGGUUUUCUCUCUCCCUCGAGUUUUGAAAGAUUUUGUAAAGCAGCAUAAGGCUUUAUAAAUGUGUGCUUUGUCUGUGGGAGUCUGUAUAUUGCAAACUAGAUACUUACAUGCUCUUGUCUUGUGCUCUCUGACGCACAGAUUUGCAGUUGCCCCAUCACCCCCACCCCUCACCGAUGACCCCUCUCCCCUCCGCGCCUCCCCGUCGUCCCCCUCCCCCGCUCUCUCAGCAACAUGUGAUAACACAUUCCUUCCAGCUGCAGUCACCUCGGAGAUUCACUCACUGUAGGUGAUGUCAUAGACUGGACAACCCUGAGCACCUGUGAAAGGAUGCAAGUCAGCACACACACAGAGACAGAGAGCGAGACAAUGAAAGAGAGCGAGAGAAAGAGACGGAGAGAGUGAGAGAGAUAGAGAGAGAAAAAACUCUGCCUGCCAGGCCAAUUAGGUGGUCUUUGUUUGGAACCUCUCCCACUACCCCCACUCCUUUUAUAAUAAUAAUAAUAUGCCAUUUAGCAGACGCUUUUAUCCAAAGCGACGUACAGUCAUGCGUGCAUAAAUGUUUGUGUAUGGAUGGUCCCGGGGAUCGAACCCACUACCUUUCUAUCAGGUCUUUCUGUCAGUAGUUAUUCUUACAAGAAAGAUAUGAUUUCCCUAAAUUAAAAUGUAGUGAUAUGGCCGUCUCUGUUUUCCAAAUGUAUUACUUUAAACUGAAACAAAAAUCGGACAAGAUGAUUCCUUCCCAGAGGAAAAAAUUCUCCCUAUAGAGUAGAGUAGUUAUUUUCAAAUGUGACUUCUUCCUUUCUGUUCAAAGUUUUUUUUAUAGUAAUUGUGAUCGUUAUAGUAAUUGGUGUGACAUUAGUUUAGUCUCUCCUGUGGGCUUGGCUUUGGCCACAGACAUGUGGUAUGGGAGGUUUCGACCAUCUCUGCUAGACCUCACUGAUAGGCCUCUGUCAACAGCAUGGCUAUGAAUAGCCCAGACCACCAGGAAAAACGCUGGUCAUCCGCUAAAGGACUUAUUCAUAAUGCCAUCAUAAACACUACCAUCACCACUGAGAAUGGGGGUAUCCAGGGAGUAUCUUGUAGCACAACAAUAUUAGUCAUAAGUAGUGUACUAUAAAGGGAAUAGGGUGCCAUUUGGAAUGCAAACAUGGUCUCCUCAGUAAGAUUCUCUGGAUACCUUGAAGUAGCCUUGUUGUAUAAUUCCUCUCACCUGAAAUGCAGUGGUAGCUAAUGGUACAUAUUUGCGGUGAGUCAUGCAACAGUUAAUUCCUGUAUUGCCUUUAAUCUGGAGCCUUUUCUGCUCGACAGCUGCCAGGCAGAUUGUGUUGAAGGCCACCCUUGGCCUCGUGACGCAGGUUUUAGGAUUCAUAUGACCAGUGACAUCGUCUGUGUGGUAUUUGUAUGAUUCCACUUGAACAAGACCACAAGUGUUGCUCCCCAGCCAGGAGCUGUAGUGUGGGUGAGAGAUCCUGUAUGUGCUUUAAUGGUGAGAGCAUUGCAGUGCUGCAAAUAUCUGCAACAUUCCUGCGACAGACUAGCGUUCUGUCCAGGGGGUGUAUUUGUUCAUCAAGCUGCCUUACACUACAGAAACAGGAGCUUGGCCCAUAGGGCAGGAGUCUUUCUGGCUCGGACAAGGCUACUUAAACUUACUCUCAGCAGCAUUGGGCUUCUGGUGGAGCAAAUUCACUCCAUUUAGAAAAAAUGACACAAGUCUACUUUUAUCCGACCUUGGGAUCUGGCAUCUAUUAAUUACACUGUGUACUAUGGAUGUAGCAGUAGCAUCCUACACAGAUAGACAUUUGGAUUUAGUUCUACCAAUUUGCUUCCCUUUGCAUUCAAGGGACAGAAGAUUAUGAACUAGAGAGUCUGGCACUAGUGUGACAUUGUUCUCCCCAAAACAACAUUUUCCCCUUGUUGCCUUGUUUCUAUGGAAACACAUGACAUACAAGAGACAAUUGGGUCAGGCAAGACACCAGCUUGCCCACAUGUACAUAUUACUUCAACUACCUCAACUAGCCGGUGCCCCCGCACAUUGACUCUGCACCGGUACCCCCCUGUAUAUAUAGCCUCCCUACUGUUAUUUUAUUUUACUUCUGCUCUUUUUUUCUCAACACUUUUUUUGUUGUUGUUUAUUUUUACUUUUUUUGUUAAAAAGAAAUGCACUGUUGGUUAAGGGCUGUAAGUAAGCAUUUCACUGUAAUGUCUGCACCUGUUGUAUUCGGCGCAUGUGGCCAAAAUUUGAUUUGAUUUGUAUGGGAAGUGGAAAGACACUCUGCUAACUUAGUAUCACUUUACCUCUGGUCUAAAAAGCUGCUGCAAAUCUACUGUAUUUCUCACAAAUACAAUUAUCCUUCUCUGUUGGGGGAGAGAGAGAGAGAGAGAGAGAGAGAGAGAGAGAGAGAGAGAGAGAGAGAGAGAGAGAGAGAGAGAAAAGAAAGAGGGGAACAGGAAAGAUAGUGUGACAAGCCUUCCCCCCUGGCUUGGGCUCCUCCUCUGUGCCCAAAAAAGGGCAGCACCAUUCUGUGCCAUAAAUGGGAGGAGGGAUGACAUCACCACCCGCUAGUGGAGCAGGGCUAGUUUUACACAACAUUCACCUUUCAUUGUCCAUUGAUGACAUGUUUGGAAUGUGAUGGCUAAGUCCCUGUGGAGUGGGGGCCCUCUCAUGACCCUGUGAGAGAGGGCCGCCUCCUGCAUGCCUGCCUGCCUGCCUGCAUACAGCUCAGCUCCUGCACUAUCCAAAACACACUAGGCAUGGACCUACCUGCUAUGCAUCCCUCCUGACUAGCAGUUGGUAAGUCUGAGAGUUUGAGCUGUUGAAACUUUAAGAAAACAGCACAAUCUGGCUGCUAUCAUUGUUGUUAGACCGGCUCCUGGUCGAUUUGGGUAACGUGCCAUGCAGGGAGAAUGUUUGUAAUGCAAAGUAACAGGCUUCAACAAAGGACAAUGAUGUGCAGGACUCCUGAUUAUAAUGAGUUUCUAGUGUGUCCACCAUAUGGAGGGGACCUGUUGCAGGCAGCAGACUCUCUCUAUAGCAGUUGGACAGAGAGACUCCCACAGAGAUUAGUUAAACAUCUACUAACAUUAUUCCGUUAAGGUUCACUCGGUGUCCCUAGGUUGGCAGUGUGCCACAUUAAGGACAAUGGUUGUGUUUUUAUAGUUUAGCUAGCAUAUCUCUGAUGUUGUGGUACUUUGCUCGGUGUGAAGUGCAGGGUUACGGGUUACCCCUGUUGGGGAGAAUCACAUGAGGGUUCAGGCUUCUAAUCUACCCUCCCUCCCUCCUUUGUUCCCUCUCCUAUCAUGCCUUUGCCAUCUCUUCUGCUUGCCUGACUCCCAUCCCAGCUCCCACCACUGCCCACGGGGCUCUGGGCUGGGGGUAAGGAACUCAUUCUGAGUCUGGUCAGGCUCCUCUAAUCUGGGAACUACAGAGAUGUGCAAGUGCACACUAACAGGACAAUCUAUACAGUAUAGUUCAAUUCAGUGUCUCACAUGCUACCUAUCACAAAUAAAUGUUUUGAAUGUUGGUCAACUUUGGAGAUUUGUGAGAAAUGAUAAGAGUUAGAAUACUUUUUUCAUUCAUUCUGUUAAUGUUUAUUUUGUAUUUGUACUUUACAAACUCAAAUAGGUUCAAUAGUUGUAAGUACUAUGUAGCAGUAGGUAACUACAGUGCUCCUGUACACUGUUCCUGUGGAUGUAAUUACAAUUUAGUAUAUACAAAGUUUCACAGUGUCUUAAUAUAGAGGGGGGAUCAAUCAUUAUUAUAUCAGGUGCAAAAUCUCAAAUAGAGAAUUACAAUUUCAAUCACACUUCAUAUCUCGCUCACUCCCUCUCUCUCUGUCACUUUCUCUCUCCCUCUCCCAGAUUAAAGAGGCUGCUGGAGCAGGAGAAGGUGUACCAGGCUCGUAAAGACAAGGAUCAGAGCAGGAGGCUAGAGAAGGUCCGUGAGGAGCUGGUCAAACUCAAGUCCUUUGUCCUGAUGCUGGUGGACGAGCGGCAGCUCCACAUCGAGCAGAUCGACCAGCAGAGCCAGAAGGUCCAGGACCUCAGCAGCGAGCUCCAGGAGAGAGAACACCGACUGGUCGCUGUCAGCGGCAACGCCAAGGAGGACAGCCAGAAGGUCCUCAAACUUGAGGCGGAGCUAGAGUGCAAAGCCGCCAAGUUCACCCAGGAGCGUGAGGCGAUGACUGCCAAGCUGGCCAACCAGGAGUCCCAGAGCCGCCAGCUCCGCCUGAAGCUGGCAGGCCUGGCCCACAGGAUCGAGGAGCUGGAGGAGAGCAACAAGGCACUGCAGAAGUCAGAGGUAGACCUCCUGGAGCUGAGGGACAAGAUCAGUAAGGGUGAGUGUGGGAACUCCAGCCUCAUGGCGGAGCUGGAGACACUGCGCAAGAGAGUCCUGGAGAUGGAGGGCAAGGACGAGGAGAUCACCAAGACGGAGAGCCAGGCCAGGGAGCUGAGGAAGAGGCUACAGGAUGAGGAGACCACCGGCCGGGAGCUGAGGCUGGAGGUGGAGAAACUGCAGAAGAGAAUGGUGGAGCUGGAGAAACUGGAGGGGGCUUUCAACACGAGCAAAUCAGAGUGUGCAACACUCCAUAUUAACAUAGCAAGAGAGAAAGGACUGGCAAAGGACUUAGCUGGUGAGCUGGACACAGUGAAAAACCGUAUGAAAGAACUGGAGAACUCUGAGUCGAGACUUGAGAAAGCAGAGAUGGGCCUAAAGGAUGACCUGAUGAAGCUGAAGUCAUUUACAGUGAUACUAGUGGAUGAGAGGAAGAACAUGACUGAGAGAAUUAAACAGGAGGAGCUAAAGAGCGACGAUUUAAAUAAGAUGUUCAAAACUGAGCAGGGUAAGGUUAUGGAGGUCACAGAAAAGUUGAUUGAGGAGAGCAAAAAAUUCCUCAGACUGAAAUCAGAAAUGGAGGUAAAAGUGACGUUUCUUACUAAAGAGAAAGAUGAACUGAAAACGAAACUCGCAAGUGAAGAGGAAAAAUGCAGGGAUCUUAGCUUCAAGGUCGGCGUGAUGAAAAAUCGGAUGAAGGGGCUAGAGGAGGCAGAAAGAGAAUCAUUAAAAAGCAGAGCUAAUAAGGACAAGAGAUCCCUAGACGAGCACAACAAAGUCAAGGAGCUAACGCAGGAAAUCGAAAGACUCAAAAACCACCUUAAACAGCUAGAGGUGGUGGAAGGUGACCUGAUGAAGACAGAGGACGAGUACGAAUUACUGGAGAAGAAGUUCCGAACGGAGCAGGACAAGGCCAAUGCCCUCGCUCAGCUGCUGGAUGAGAUGAAGAGUCAGACUGCCAUGAACAAGGCUAUAGAGAAGGGAGAGGCAGUGAGCCAGGAGGCUGAGUUGAGGAUGCGCUGCAAAAUAGAAGAGGCCAGAACCAGAGACCUGCAGGCAGACGUCCAGGCCCUCAAAGAGAAGAUCCACGAGCUGAUGAACAAGGAGGACCAGCUCUCCCAGCUGCAGGUGGACUACUCCCUCCUCCAGCAGAGGUUCCUGGAGGAGGAGGACAAGAAGAAGAACCUGAGCCAGGAAGUGGUCAACCUCACCAAAGAGCUGGAGGUCACCAAGCGCUACAGCCGCGCCCUGCGUCCCAGUAUGAAUGGGAGGAGGAUAGUAGACGUCCCAGUCACCUCCACCGCAGUGCAAACAGACGUAGUGAUCAAUGAGCUGGCUGAGGAGGACACACCUGCAGUAUUCAUCAGGAAAUCUGUCCUGGAGGAGAACCAUAUCAUGAGCAACCUGAGGCAGAGGGGUCUAAAAAAGCCUGCAACCGUGCUGGAGCGCUACCCCCCUGCAGCCACCGAUCUGGGCAUGAGAAAAUCUUGGAUACCCUGGAUGAAAAAGAAUGAUGCGGUGACAAUCACUCAGACCACCCCAGAGAAGACCCCAACCCCUCAGGUUAACGGGAAAUCUUCGCCUCAUCCACCCGAGCUGACCAUGUCCCAAAAGCCAGGCCAGCCUCUGCACAUCCGAGUGACCCCCGAUCACGAGAAAAGCACUGCCUCCUUGAAGAUCACCGGCCCUCGUGCUGAGGACUUCUUCUCCAGCGCCACCAUCAUCCCCACCCUGGGCCUUCAGAGGCCCCGCAUCACCAUUGUUCCCAAGCCCACCACUGUGUCCUCAAAGAGCAAGCCAGGUGAGGGCAUGAUGGGGGGGCCUGAGCGGUGCAAGUCUCCAGUCACCAUCACCACCAUCUCCAGGGCCAAGUCCCCAGACAGGAGUAAGGGUUCCUCCUACUCAGACUCGAACAGACCCCUCUUCCCCGUCCCCAUCAUCACAGUGAAAACCACUCCAGUAACAGAGGCCUUUGCCUCCGCCUCCCCUGAGCCCCAUGACAUGAGCACCAUGGGCCGGGCUGUGUUCAAGGUGACCCCAGAGAAGCAGACAGUGCCCUCGCCUGUCAGAAACUACAACUCCAACGCCAGUAUCAUCACCACCACAGAGGACAACAAGAUCCACAUCCACCUGGGAGCUCAGUUCAAGAGGCCAUCGAACCGCAGCAGUAGCAGCCCCACAGUGACAGUCAGGCCCCUUAGUGUGAGCACAGAGAGCAAGGAGGCACCGACGGAUACGGUGCUGCGCUCCCCGCGUCACCCCAACAACACCACCGUGCCUGGGAAGACCACGCCCAGCAAAUUGACCAGCAGCAUCACCAUCACCCCCAUCACCUCUGCCCUCUCCAGGCCAACUCAGUCUGUGGUGAGUAUUCAAAAUCUAGUAUAUUUACAUAAACCCUCUAUUCAUUCUGCCGUCUAUCUCUCUCUCUGUCCCUUUCUAUGAUGAUUUGAACAAGGGCUGUCUCACUAACAGAGAGACUUUUUAUUGCACAAUUUAGAAAUUGAUUGGAUGUAACCAUUUACAGCUGGUAGGCUAAGUACAUUCUAUUCCAUUGUUAGUAAUAAAGUAUGUAUGUUCAAUUAUGUGACUUUCUUUUCAGAUAAAAAAAUCUAAAUGAUAUCCAAUCUUCUAUAUUUCAGUUGCUUCUUAAAUGUUUCAAAAUGAUAUCAGGUGGGGUCUGCUCCCUAGAUAGCACUCUUUCCAGGUAUACCAAAAUAAAUACACUUCUUAUAUUACAUAUUACCAAUACUAACACCGGAAUGAAUUGACAUGCAUAUCCCCAACUUAGAAGGCCACUCUCAAAGGGCCUUGUUUUGACACACCUGUUUCUACUGGCACAAACUGACAUGUUCCUUCCUUUUAACCCAAAAUGGACCAGUGAUGACCAAUUUGGAUGUUUGACUACUAAAGUGGGCUUACCUGCUCAUCACCAAUAACACCAGCUUACUGUAGUGUAUAAUAUAUUAUCCCAAGUUCUGUUAAUUCAACCUAAACUAUUUUUGGGAUGCUAGCUUUGAAAUGCACUUUCCUAAUGCUGUGAAGGGUGAGGUGAGCUAUGGUAACUAUGGUAACACUGUGGCAUUUAAUACAGCUAGAUUUAAAUAAGCUCUUUAUGGAUGGAAGCUUUUUGAAAGAUAAGAAAUGUAACACUUCAAUUCUAUUGCAAUUCUAAUCAAAAUCAAUAUCCAAGAUGGCCAACUCUUGUCAUCCCUCUUGAAUCGGUGUGAAUGUAUUUCUUUAAUUUACAUGUAUGACAAAACAGUGGUCUCACAGCAACAAGUAUAUAGCUUGCCAGCUUGAAUUUGCUUCCACCAAAUGUACACAAAGUAAAUUGUUGUUGUUGUUGCUAUUGUGCUUGUCUAUGAUACUAUGAUAAUAAUACUUGAAAAAACCUUUUCUGUCUGUGCUUUUGUCUUACUUUGUGUGAUUCCUUUCAGCCCGGGGCGGAUGUGCAGUCAUCUCGGGCCGCGGCCACACGAAUCCCUAUGCCAAAAGGUAUGAAAACAGGCAAGGCAGUUGUGACAGGCGUGUCCACUGUGACACGGUUAGAGUCGCGAACCGAGCGCCAGUCAAUGAAAAUUGAACUGAGGAGGUCGACAGUCUGCAGCUCUACCUCCUCAGGGGGAGGGAAGUGCUGAGGGCCACAUGCUACCCCCACUAUCUAUCUAUGGACUCAGAGUCACCCAUGAUUAAAUUCUGACCAGUCUGUUGCCGGCCAAAAACAAAUACACACAGGAACACAGAAAACACACAAUAGCUCUAUCACAGACACACAUACAGUGCUAUGAAAAAGUAUUUGCCCCCUUUCUAAUUUUCUCUACUUUUGCAUAUUUGUGAUACUGAAUGUUAUCAGAU